This is a messenger RNA of Acanthosepion pharaonis, 1185 nucleotides long. Lineage: Eukaryota; Metazoa; Mollusca; Cephalopoda; Sepiida; Sepiidae. The record is from the annotation of a GenBank genome assembly.
AUGAUACAAGAAGUCUGGAUUGUCUUCGAUUGUGUCACAAAACCAUUCAAACAUAGUUACGUGUUUUUCCAGACAUUCCAUUCCGUGAACUUUACACGGAUACAUCCCCAACUGGCAACGGCUGCAUCGAAUUCGUCACGUCCUUCGUCUAUCUGGCUCAGAAGUUUCCAACACUGGCAAGUCUCUCUCUCUCUCUCUCUCUCUCUCUCUCUCUCUCUCUCUCUCUCUCUGCUCCAUCGCUAUUUCCAAGGAAAAUCUCCGGCUACAAUUUUAUCAUCAUCUUUAUCACUCAUUUCUUUGUCGCUUUCUUUUGUCAUCGUUCUUCAUUGGUUUCCUAUCUUUCUUUUUAAAUACUAUUCUCCACUUUUUUCUCCGAAUACUUUCGCUUUCUUUCUUUCUUUCUUUCUUUCUUUCUUUCUUUCUUUCUUUCUUUCUUUCUGUCUAUUUCUUCAUUCUUUCUUUCUUAAAUGCCUCUCUCUAUUACAUAUAUAUGUAUUUUUCUCUGUAAAAAAAGAUUUCUUAUUUAUUUGUUUCUUUAUUCUUAAAUACCUCACGAUAUUUUAUAUAUUUUUCUCUUUACAUAGAUUUCUUUCUUUCUUUUUUCUUAAAUACCUCACGCUGUUUUAUAUCUUGUUCUUCUCACAUAAAUGUCUUUCUUCCUUUAAUUCUUUCUUUCUUUCUUCCUUCCUUUUUCUUUUUUCUUUCUUUAUUCCUAAAUACUUCCCUCUAUUUUAUAUAUAUUUCUCUUUACAUAGAUUUACUUCUUUCAUUCUUUCUUAUAUACCACACGCUAUUUUAUUCUUUCAUUCUUUUAUUCUUUCAUUCUUUUAUUCUUUCAUUCUUUCUUAUAUACCACACGCUAUUUUUAUAUUUUUCUCUUUCCAUAGAUUACUAUCUUUCUUUCUUUCUAUCUUUCUUUCAUUCUUAAAUGCAUCACUAAAUUUCAUUUAUAUUUUCUCAGUAAAAUAUAUUUCCUUCUUUCUUUAUUUCCGUACUACAUUUAUUUUUCUCUAUCAAAUGUUCUUCUUAUCAAUAUAUACGCUUGUUGCAAUUUCACCUAUCUUUUUUUUUAAUACUGUGACUUUCACUGGCAAUGUGUUGGUUUUAUUGACUGAACCAAGUUCCAAAAAUAUUGAUUCUUUCUUUAGUGUUUUUUUCUAUGUCUUCUCACGAAUCCAUUUAUAG